Messenger RNA from Colletotrichum paranaense, 1089 nucleotides. RefSeq lists its product as uncharacterized. The transcript is spliced from 3 exons. The coding region runs from base 1 to 1089 and encodes 362 amino acids. NCBI's taxonomy places the organism in Eukaryota, Fungi, Ascomycota, Sordariomycetes, Glomerellales, Glomerellaceae. The record is from RefSeq and is a predicted model, not a curated record.
AUGAUGUUGCUUAGCGUACUUCUCUUUGGCAUCGGACUUGCAGAUGGCAUCUCCGAGGACCCAGGCCUGACCCGAAGCGUAGAACUGCACAAUCGGCAAAUCAACGACACGAUAGUUCCUAUAUGGCGAGACUGCCCCUUUAGUCCCUGGGAUGAACUUUACAUAACCGACUUCCUGCAAGAGCACUUUAACGACUUAUCAACGACUGAUCACUGCUGGAUCAUCAAGGGUGUAGCAGGACUACACGAACUACUGCAAAGAAAUAUCUCAGCUAACCCCCUGCUCAACGUCACGAUACCAACCUGUAUGCAACUCAAUGUUACGUCGAAAGGAAACGCCUUCUCUAUUGACUUCUCGGAUGAUUCUUACAAAGUUAACGGGGUCGACGAGGAUGACUUUGUGUUAUUGACCUAUGUGCAUCUUGUAUGCAUGACUGCGGCGUUUUUUUUCUGUUAUCCCGUCAUUCUGGUACUGGCUUCAGCGCCCAGCUUAUGCAUUAUGAUCGAUCGCGCACUUCAGGAGCCCACGAAACGAAAGUUGGAACGAUGGCAGACAAUCUUCACGGUCAUCCUUUUCGCUCCCCUGGCCAUCGCGGGACUAGUCGCCGGCAUAAUCGCAAUGGGAACCUCUGACCACGCAAGAACAGAGCACGGAAUCAUCGGUUACAUUACCAUCGGCCUUGCCGCAAUAUCAGUUCCCCUCUACCUCUACCAAAAGAGACUCAGCUCCCGCCCAGAUCUCACCUUCUACAUGUACCGCCGCCUCAAAUUCUUCAACGCCCUCGACUUCCUCGUCUGCCAAGCCAUCCUGCUCAUCUCGGGUUUCGCCCUUCCCGACGGCAUCGACGACUUCGGCAUCAUGACGAUUUGCGGAACGAAUACGCUCUCUUCGUCGCUCCUAUUCUCUCUGGGCAUGAUUGUUUCGUUUGUGUGGAACUGCGCCAUGGCUACGAUGACGGUGCAGUGGCUUCUCGAGCGGAGGGUUCGGGGUGGGAGUCUUCGGGAUAGGGCCCCGCCGUGGAUGCUCAAGAUUCUGCGGAAACGGUCGGAUUCAAAUAUGACUUUCCAGACGUUUCAAGAAUCUCGUUGA